GGAUGUCGGGACGUGUCAACCAUUGCAGGGAUCGCUGGCUGGCUGGCGAAGUUGAUUACUUUAGUAAGUAGUUUGUUUGUCUUGCUUUUUCGGCGCGACGGGGCAAGGAGUCAACUGGCGCUAAUUAAACUAGCUUGAAUGCAGUUAGCCCAAAGCGUCUAGUGGGUGGCGGUCGGUCUUUCCCCACCGAGACAAGCGAGAUUUCGAUGCCCCUGUUCGUGUUGCGGAUUGGCCGCCCGUUCAGCCCAGAGACACUACCAAGCCAUUCACGGGCCAUCAAUUCAGCAUGGAGAUGGAUCGCUAAUAUCAGCUUGAUUAUUAUGCUCCAUAAUGCCAAAUUGCCGCCAUGCAAGAACCCUGAUUGCAACGGACGGCAUGAACAGGUGGCAGUGGGAAAGUGGAGACCUCUGGCUCUGGCACUGGCUCUCGCUCUUCUUUCUCC
Messenger RNA from Aspergillus neoniger CBS 115656, 442 nucleotides. RefSeq lists its product as uncharacterized. The transcript has 3 exons. Lineage: Eukaryota; Fungi; Ascomycota; Eurotiomycetes; Eurotiales; Aspergillaceae. The record is from RefSeq and is a predicted model, not a curated record. The annotation marks the transcript as partial.